AUGGCGCUCGAAGGCAGCUGCUGCUGUGGUGCGGUCCGCAUCAAGUCCACCGGCGAGAUCCAGGCCAAGGCCCUUUGCCACUGUCUCGACUGCCGCAAAAUCACCGGCUCCACUUACUCGACCAACAUCAUCGUUGCGGGCGAUGGCUUCUCUGUCACGCAGGGCACGCCCAAGCAGUUCUCCAAGACGGCCGACAGUGGCAAGACCAUCACGUCCAAUUUCUGCGGCGACUGCGGCUCGACGCUCUGGCGCCAGAGCCCCGCUUUUGGCGAUGCCAGGAUCAUCAAGGCCGGCACGCUGGACAGUCCCGGCGCCAUUGAGAUUGCGAAGCCGGCAGCUGAACUGUUCACCACUCAGCGGGUUCCUUGGGUGUCGGCCAUUGCCGGGACCGAGCAAAAGGUGGCUCAGUAG
This is a messenger RNA of Diplodia corticola, 411 nucleotides long. RefSeq lists its product as uncharacterized. The record is from RefSeq and is a predicted model, not a curated record. The coding region runs from base 1 to 411 and encodes 136 amino acids. NCBI's taxonomy places the organism in Eukaryota, Fungi, Ascomycota, Dothideomycetes, Botryosphaeriales, Botryosphaeriaceae. Gene Ontology annotation, molecular function: carbon-sulfur lyase activity. The transcript has 2 exons.